Rana temporaria (common frog) is the source of this 3214-nucleotide messenger RNA. It is a transcript of the gene WDPCP, whose product is annotated as WD repeat containing planar cell polarity effector. Bases 133 to 2196 code for a protein of 687 amino acids. Gene Ontology annotation, molecular function: protein binding. NCBI's taxonomy places the organism in Eukaryota, Metazoa, Chordata, Amphibia, Anura, Ranidae. The record is from RefSeq and is a predicted model, not a curated record. Gene Ontology annotation, cellular component: axonemal basal plate. The transcript has 18 exons. Gene Ontology annotation, biological process: establishment of protein localization; nervous system development; cilium organization.
AGCUUGUCUAUACCGCCACGGAGUGAAUGGGCGGGCUUUGUGUGUGCUGAGAUUCAACGUAACGUCCUUCGGAUUGGAAGCCCCGAAAACACCGGAGCCUCGGGGGGUGUAAGGAGCACCGUCACAGAGGAGAUGUCGUUCUGCCUGACUGAGCUGUACCUGUGGUCUCUGAAGAAUACCUUGCAUGUUGGAGAUGAAGAUCUUGGAGUGCAUCAUUAUCACGAAAAGAAAGAAGCAGCUCCAUAUCCAGAAUAUGGAUUCCUGGACGAGAGGCAGCAACUUGCUGAAUCUCGGGGUUUCCCUUGGGUGCUGAAGAACAAGCGUCCAGAAAAGCUUCGAGACAAUCUCAUGGAGCUGGAGGAGCUGAUGCAGAGCAGUGAGUGUGUGCUCAGUAAAUGGAAGAACAAAUAUGUCUGUCAGCUCUUGUUCAGUUCUGGUGUGCUUGUGUCCAUAAGCCUUUCAGGGCCACAGCUGGAGAAGUUGGUGAUUGACAGGACCCUGGUGGGGAAGCUCAUCUCCAACCCCAUCAGUGAUGCUGUAUUCACAGAUACUUUCAUCAUUGUUUCAUUUCUGAAGGAAAACAAACUUUGUUUCAUCCAGUUUACUAAAAAGACUGCUUCCCCAGAUAUAAACAAACACUUGGAAAAACUCUCCUCUCUGGAUAUGAAGAUUUCAUAUAUUGACAUACCAGGACCGAAGGUUCGUCACCUAAGCCGUCAUCUUGCACUCAACUGUGUACAGGAUCUAGCAAUUUGCUGGUGGACAGUACCAGAGGAUAAUAUUUGGCCCUGGAGUCCGAUUUCCAGUGAGAAAGACAGAGCCAACAUGGUACUUUUAGGAUGUGCCAAUAAUCGACUAGAGGUCUUAAGCUACAUCCGUACUGAGGGAGAUAUUUUUGAUGCUGGCUUCAGUAUGACUCAACCUUACCAGGUGUAUACAGUGGAACAGUCCACAAACCCAGAGAGUGAACCAAUGGCUGAUAGCUGCAUUUAUGAAUGUUCCAGGAACAGACUCCAGUGUGUUUCUGUCACUAAAAUUCCUCUCAGUUCUCGGGUAAUUAGUUGUGGCAGAAAUCUGUCUGAAGACAAGCUUGUUCUUGGGUGUGAAGAUUCCUCUGUUAUUCUGUAUGAAGCACAUCGAAGAGUGACCCUUCUAGCCCAGGCUGAACUCCUUCCUGUUCAAAUAAGAUGGCAUCCUAUUGGAUGUAUAUUUGUAGUGAGCAACAAUCAAGGUGAACUUCAAAUUUUUGACAUGGCAUUGUCACCAGUUAAGGUUCAGCUUGUUGCUGAAGAUUUUGCCCCAAGAGCUACUUUACAAUGCAGUAAACAUUUUGAAGUGUCAAGCAGCCUGGUAGACAUGAAGUGGGCAGUCCCUGAUAACAUGAGUGAUAGUACAUACAUCCAUAACCUUUUGUUCCUGAGAUUUCACGGUGGACCAUUAGGAGUGCUUCAGUUUAAGCUUGGUGCUGUAUCAAAAGGACAGCUGGGCCCUGUGGAGCUGGUUUCACAGUACUUACGUUAUGGUGAAGUAGAUGAAGCUGUCGGUAUACUGAGCUGUAUGAACUGGAAUACUGCUGGUCAGCAGUGCUACACAUGUAUGAGUGCUAUAGUGAACCAUCUUCUAAGACAGAAACUUACUCCAGAAAAAGAAGCUCAGUUGGAGGCUUGCCUUGGAACCUUCUAUUCUCUGGGUCGCCCACUGAUGGAUGCUACUAUUAUGGAAUACAGAGAUCCUAUAAGUAGAUAUGCACGAAGAUUUUUCCACCAUCUUCUAAGACACCAGAGAUUUGAAAAGGCAUUCCUGCUUGCAGUAGAUAUUGGUGCCCGUGACCUUUUCAUGGACAUCCAUUACCUUGCACUAGAUAAGGGUGAAUUGGCGCUAGCUAAAGUGGCAGAGAAAAAGGCUAAGGAAAUAGAUGCAGAAUCAAUAAACGCUGGAGUUGAAUCUUUGCUGCAAGUGGACAGAAUGGAGGAUGUAAAUGAAGCAUUUGUUGACCUCUCUUUAACUUCACAAAGUGGGAAAAGAGUUACCUCAAGUAACAGACAAUUAGUUCACAUAGAGAACGAGAUUGGAGUUGAAGCCUAUGCCGAAUCUCUGGAUAAAGCGCUACCUUGGAAUUGUGGAGAGGAAGAUCCAUCUAAAGAGGGCUCUGGAGGUGGUGGCUCACUGAAAGUGGUGCAUUUUGGACUGGUGUAAAAUGGCUAUAUUCUGAUAGUGAACAAAAUUCCACAUUUCAUUUUUCAUAGUACCCUGACAUUAUUUGAAAAAAUAUUUGAUGUAAAUUGUAAAAUAUGAAGUAUAUAUAUUGAAAAACAAAUAUGACUAUUAAAGACAACCUGUUUUACAACUUCAUAGUAAUUUGUUUCUGUUGUAUGUGUUUUCAGUGUGGCACCUUAGAGCAAAAUAAUUAGUUGUAAAGUAAAUCCUGCCUGCAGAAAGUGGCUCUGUUACUGUUACUUAACUUAGAAACCCCAGUGGACAGGUAAAAUUAGUCAGUGAACUAAUGCUAUAUAACAUAACACUGUACCUUAAAGCCCACCUCCAGCCAAAAUCUAUCUGUUUAGAGUUUGUUUAAUUGAGGAAAGGUAGGGAUUCCUUUAUUGUUGUCUGUGUCCACCAAAGAGGUUUUCCUUCACUUCCAGCAUGGUCACCAAGAUAGGAAAUUAACAGAAUCUGUCUUGGGGGACUCAAACAGUAAUGAAAACACUUUAGUAGCAUGGGGACGAUUCAAACCAUUCUCAGGAUUUAACAACGUCAGCUCUCACACCUGUAUACUCAUUUUGAACCAGAGCAUCUUUGCAUUUAUUAUAUGCAUAUAUUGAUUCCAUUUAAGUUGUCAAAAACGUUAGCAUUACCCUUGAACUUUGGUCAGAAAAUAAGUCCUGAUAGAUUACUUUUUGCUCUGCACAGUCUCAGUUGUUCUCUAUUUUCAGCACUGCUCCAACAAUUAGAGCUGACAGCCAUGGGCAUCUGCACGGGGGGGGGGGCAAGUGCCAGGUGUACCAUGCCCAUAUAAAUAGCUUGGAGGAUGUACAUAAUUUUAUAUUGCAAUGUAUUGCAAUACAUCUGUUGUGGCCAUAUUUUGAGCAUGGGUGACCUUAAAAGGAUGCCCCCCCCCCCUGAAAAAAGUUCUGCGGAAAACCCAUGCAGAUACCCUAAGGAUUUUCUCCUGCUCAGGAGCUGUGGGCUUCAACAAAAUGGCAGCCUCUGGCAA